CUCCGCGGGCUCCCUCCCGCCGCCUUCCCUAGGGCCCCCUUCUUCCCUCCUCUCCAUCCCCCCGGGUUCCUCUGCACCCGUUGGCUUCUCCUAGCCCCCCUCCUCACACCCCCUGCCUCUGGAGGUUCCCUUUCCUCCACACACCCCCCCCUUCCCCGCCUGAUUCCGAGGGGCGGGAGCGCACUGGGCAACGCGCGGGAGGGGGCGCCGCGCCAGCUCCGCGCAGCAGCUCUGACGCCGCCGCCGCCCUCCGCAGCCUAGCCCGCAGCCCGCGCCCCACCGCAGCUCCGCAGUGCACCCGCCGACGCAGCCGCUCCGCCAGCCCCGCGCCCUCCCGCCGGGACCCGGGCGAACCCCCCGAAGCCCGCCGUGAGGGUCAUGAGCCAGAGCGCCCGGGGGCGCCGCUGGGAAAGCCAGCCGAGCUAGCGGCUUCGUGCCCCCCUACCCCGGCCUCCCCGCCUGGCUGCGCGCUCCCCGGGCCCCCAGACACUCGGUCCUGUCCCCGGGGCCCCCUGCCGCCACCAUGACCACCCUGCUCCGCAGUAAGCUGACCAAUGUGGCCACGUCCGUGUCCAACAAGUCCCAGGCCAAGGUGAGCGGCAUGUUUGCCAGGAUGGGCUUCCAGGCGGCCACGGAUGAGGAGGCGGUGGGCUUCGCGCAUUGCGACGACCUGGACUUUGAGCACCGGCAGGGCCUGCAGAUGGAUAUCCUGAAGGCCGAGGGGGAGCCCGGGGGGGACGAGGGCGCAGAGCCUCCCGUCGAAGGCGACAUCCACUAUCAGCGCGGCGGCGGCGCGCCCCUACCACCCUCGGCCUCCAAGGACCAGGCCUUGGGGGCGGGCGGCGAGUUCGGGGGACAAGACAAGCCCAAGAUCACCGCGUGGGAGGCGGGAUGGAACGUGACCAACGCCAUCCAGGGAAUGUUUGUGCUGGGCCUGCCCUAUGCCAUCCUGCACGGCGGUUACCUGGGCUUGUUCCUCAUCAUCUUCGCCGCCGUGGUGUGCUGCUACACCGGCAAGAUCCUCAUCGCCUGCCUGUACGAGGAGAACGAGGACGGUGAGGUGGUGCGCGUGCGGGACUCGUACGUGGCCAUCGCCAACGCGUGCUGCGCCCCCCGCUUCCCCACACUGGGCGGCCGCGUGGUGAACGUGGCGCAGAUCAUCGAGCUGGUGAUGACCUGCAUCCUGUACGUGGUGGUAAGCGGCAACCUCAUGUACAAUAGCUUCCCCGGGCUGCCCGUGUCGCAGAAGUCCUGGUCCAUCAUCGCUACGGCCGUGCUACUGCCCUGCGCCUUCCUCAAGAACCUCAAGGCCGUGUCCAAGUUCAGCCUGCUGUGCACCUUGGCCCACUUCGUCAUCAACAUCCUAGUCAUCGCCUACUGCCUGUCGCGGGCCCGCGACUGGGCUUGGGAGAAAGUCAAGUUCUACAUCGACGUCAAGAAGUUUCCCAUCUCCAUUGGCAUCAUCGUGUUCAGCUACACCUCGCAGAUCUUUCUGCCUUCCCUGGAGGGCAACAUGCAGCGGCCCAGCGAGUUCCACUGCAUGAUGAACUGGACGCACAUCGCUGCUUGCGUGCUCAAAGGCCUCUUCGCCCUUGUCGCCUACCUCACCUGGGCCGACGACACCAAGGAGGUCAUCACGGAUAACCUGCCCGGCUCCAUCCGCGCCGUGGUCAACAUCUUCCUGGUGGCCAAGGCGCUGCUGUCCUACCCGCUGCCGUUCUUCGCGGCCGUGGAGGUGCUGGAGAAGUCGCUUUUCCAGGAGGGCGCCCGCGCCUUCUUCCCCGCCUGCUACGGCGGCGACGGGCGCCUCAAGUCGUGGGGGCUGACCCUGCGCUGCGCCCUGGUGGUCUUCACGCUGCUCAUGGCCAUUUACGUGCCCCACUUCGCGCUGCUCAUGGGCCUCACCGGCAGCCUCACAGGCGCCGGCCUCUGCUUCCUGCUGCCCAGCCUCUUCCACCUGCGUCUGCUCUGGCGCAAGCUGCUGUGGCACCAGGUCUUCUUCGACGUGGCCAUCUUCGUCAUCGGCGGCAUCUGCAGCGUGUCCGGCUUCGUGCACUCGCUCGAGGGGCUCAUCGAGGCCUACCGAACCAACGCGGAGGACUAGGGGGCCCGCUCUCUGAGCCCCCCACCCCACGCCCCUCCCUCCACCCUCCUCCCCCCGCCUCAGCCCUGUGCGCCCUGCCGCCGCGCUUGAGAAAGCCGAGCUUUCAACAUCUCGGGUUCCUAGUUUCCGAUAAUUGGAGUGGGGGUGGGGUGGGUGGGAGGGGGUAGGGAUCCUUAAUCCAUCGCGUCUGCGUUUCCGUUGUCUUUUUCUUUUCCACAACACCCAGACUUUGGGGGGGGGGGGCGCGGAGGCAUAUGGGGGCGCAUUUGUGAGCAGUCUUCCCGGUAGGGGUCGGACAUUCGGGUCCCAGUCACCGAAGGGGUGGGAGGGAGAAGGGGCGCAGGCGCAGAAACUUGACCUUGGGAGGGCGGGGGACAUUACACAGCCAUCCAGUGCUGGGAAUCUGCGGCGUCCAGCUAUUUCCAGCUAGAGCGCUUCCCAUUCCCUAGAUAUGUCUACCCUGCAGCUGGAGAGGCGGGCUGGGGAAUUCAUUUCGGAUGGGCGAUUUUCUUGGGCGAGAAGCUUAGGCGGAUGUCUUGCCUACCGGUUUUCAGGAAUCCAAACUCAUCUUGUACAAUUUAUCAGGUUGUGGAACUGUUCUACUGUGCGUGUGGUGUGCUCGUGGUGAAUAAGAUGAAAUGUAUAACAGAAAAAAAAUCUAUCUCUAAUUUAGAGUGCGGUGCAUAAUUAUAUCCGCAAAUAAAGAUGAAACAAAGGUG
Erinaceus europaeus (western European hedgehog) is the source of this 2823-nucleotide messenger RNA. RefSeq names its product solute carrier family 32 member 1 (gene SLC32A1). NCBI's taxonomy places the organism in Eukaryota, Metazoa, Chordata, Mammalia, Eulipotyphla, Erinaceidae. Gene Ontology annotation, molecular function: amino acid transmembrane transporter activity. Gene Ontology annotation, biological process: amino acid transmembrane transport. Gene Ontology annotation, cellular component: vacuolar membrane. Bases 524 to 2104 code for a protein of 526 amino acids. The record is from RefSeq and is a predicted model, not a curated record. The transcript has 2 exons.